AUGUCUAUUAUUGCCGGGACUGAAAAACAAUCUUCUUUCAAUCAAACAAAUAGAAACACACAAACUGAAAUACCUUUUCAAACAAUUCAUGUAUCAAAAUUAAGUAAUCCUGCAUCAUUAGUUGAAUAUAAUGGACUUAAAUUCUUAAUUUUUGAUUCACCGACAGAUGACAAUGUUGACAAUUAUAUUUCAGAGCUAAAGAGAUAUAAUGUAACUGAUGUUGUUCGAUGUUGUCAUCCUUCUUAUGACAAAAAAAAAUUAAUAAAUAAUAAAAUUGCUAUUCAUGAAUUGGUUUAUCAAGAUGAGGGGUGUCCUUCAUCACGUAUUAUUUCAGACUUUAUGAGAAUCGUCCAUGCCAUUUUUCCUAACGACCAAAAUCCUCUUGGCAUUACAUUAGGUGUUCAUUGUCUUUCAGGUAUUGGAAGGGCACCAACAUUGGUCGCAAUUGCUUUAAUUGAAUUAGGAAUGGAAAAUACUGACGCAAUGAAAUUAGUUAGACGAAAAAGGAGUGGAGCAAUUAAUGUGCUCCAAUCUCGAUUUAUUCAGUCCUAUGUUCCACAAGAAAAGAGAAUGUGUAAUAUUGCGUAA
Messenger RNA from Entamoeba dispar SAW760, 588 nucleotides. Its product is annotated as protein tyrosine phosphatase type IVA protein, putative. Gene Ontology annotation, biological process: protein dephosphorylation. Lineage: Eukaryota; Evosea; Mastigamoebida; Endamoebidae. Gene Ontology annotation, molecular function: protein tyrosine phosphatase activity. The record is from RefSeq and is a predicted model, not a curated record. Gene Ontology annotation, cellular component: nucleus. Bases 1 to 588 code for a protein of 195 amino acids. The transcript has 2 exons.